AACGAUUUUUAUAGUAUAUAAAUAGCUAUUUGCCCGAUCGGCUUGUUACAUUACAUUGUAUCCUUUAACGAGCAAUCUGUAAUUAAGUCAAUAAGCAAAGUUUUUCCGAUAUGAAGUAUUAUUUUGGUUUCCUGAUGUGUUUAGCGAUGGGUGCGAAUGCGCUGGACCAAGAAAUUGUCGAAGAAAUUCUGGAAGAGAUACAAAGGGUAGGAGUUGAGUGCAUCAAGGAAACUUCAGCUGCUCAGUCCGACAUCGCCGAAUUGAUGGCGAAAAAGAUGCCUUCUACUCACGAAGGAAAGUGCAUGCUUUUCUGCUUCAGCAAGCAUUAUAACAUGAUGAACGAUGACGGUUCUUUAGUAGCGAAUGGCAUCGAAUCAUGGGAAAAAAUCAAGAAUAAUGACGCAGAAUUGUACGAAAAAAUCGUCCAAAUACACAAGACUUGUCACGACAGCGCUGUUAUCGACGAAGAUCCUUGCGAAACUGCCACCGGUUUGGCAAAAUGCGGCAUGGAGGAGGCCAGAAAGGCGGGCCUUCAUGAACAAUUUGCCGAGUUCUAGUUGCCGUUAGAUAUUAUUGUUUUGAAAAUUAAAAUUAAUAAAUCCUUAAU
This is a messenger RNA of Cylas formicarius (sweet potato weevil), 607 nucleotides long. RefSeq names its product general odorant-binding protein 28a-like. Gene Ontology annotation, molecular function: odorant binding. The transcript has 6 exons. The record is from RefSeq and is a predicted model, not a curated record. NCBI's taxonomy places the organism in Eukaryota, Metazoa, Arthropoda, Insecta, Coleoptera, Brentidae. Bases 111 to 557 code for a protein of 148 amino acids. Gene Ontology annotation, biological process: sensory perception of smell.